AUGUUUCAUCGACGUCGCCCCGCUACCACAACCACCCGCACCACCAAGCCUACGCUGAUGACCAAACUCAAGGGACCAAACGCGAAAUCGCGCACUGUCAAAACCACAACGACAACACGCCAGAAUCCCAUCCAAGGUCAUCGCCAUACUGGUCAUACUGGCCGUACUGGUCCUACUGGUCGCGCUGGACAUCGUUUUGGUCACAAGAACGCCUAUGGAACACCUACCCAUACUCGCCAUCAACGCAAAGCCACCCUCGGCGACAAGGUCUCCGGCGCUAUGUUGAAGUUGAAAGGAAGUUUGACGCAUCGCCCUGCAAUCAAGGCUGCUGGAACCCGCCGCAUGCAUGGUACUGAUGGACGUGGAAGCCAUGCACACCGUGUCUACUGA
This is a messenger RNA of Penicillium mononematosum, 390 nucleotides long. RefSeq lists its product as uncharacterized. Bases 1 to 390 code for a protein of 129 amino acids. The record is from RefSeq and is a predicted model, not a curated record. The transcript has 2 exons. Lineage: Eukaryota; Fungi; Ascomycota; Eurotiomycetes; Eurotiales; Aspergillaceae.